AUGUGUACCAAAGCAAUAUGCGCGAUAAUGCCCUCGGUGUGCUUGCUGCUGCUCUCCGCCUCCAUGUUGGUCUCAACACUGGUGACUGAAGAAGACGAUGAGGAGGCCGCGCUGCUGGCCUUCAAGGCCACGGCGAUCAGCAACGGGCACAACGACCCGCUUGCUUCGUGGAACCGCAGUGCCACCGGUGGGUACUGCAGCUGGGAGGGGGUCAGAUGUCGGGGCACACGCCACCGCCGAGUGGUGGCGUUGAGCCUCCCGUCCCAUGGGCUCACCGGCGUCCUCUCACCUGCCAUUGGAAACCUAUCGUCCUUGAGGACUCUUGACCUGACCUCCAAUGGGUUCAGCGGGAACAUCCCCGCGAGCCUCGGUCGUCUGCACCGCCUCCAUACGCUCAACUUGACUCGCAAUGCCUUCUCUGGCCUGCUCCCGGCCAACUUGAGCUCUUGCACUAGUCUAAUGAAGAUGGUCCUUGAUUUUAACAAGCUCAGCGGGAACAUGCCCUCUGAGCUCGGUGACAAGCUGAAGCAGCUCAAGGUGCUCCGCCUGCGGAACAACAGCUUCACUGGAAGGAUUCCGGCAUCGCUGGCCAACUUGACAUCAUUGAGUAUUCUUGAUCUCGCGUUCAACCUGCUCGAGGGUACUAUCCCGAAUAGCCUUGGCAUCCUCAAGGACCUCAGUUUUCUUGGGCUUGCCUUCAACAACCUCUCUGGCGAGCCCCCGACAUCCCUUUACAAUUUGUCUUCCUUGGAAAUGUUGCAGAUUCAGUGGAACAUGCUCAGUGGUAGCAUUCCCACCGAUAUUGGCAGCAGGUUCCCCAGCAUGCGAAUCCUUAGCCUUUCUACAAACCAGUUCACUGGGACCAUCCCUGCUUCACUCUCCAACCUCACAUCGCUCCAGGAACUCCACCUCGCGCAGAAUAUGCUUAGUGGAUAUGUGCCUCGCACGAUUGGGAGACUACGAGCUCUGCAGAUGCUAGAAUUGUACAACAACAUGCUACAAGCUAACGAUUGGGAGGGCAUCCCCUCCGAGAUCAGCAACCUAGUGGGCCUCGAGAUCCUUGGUAUUUUUAAUACUUCUAUAUCUGGAGAAAUUCCAGAUAGCAUCGGCAAACUAGCAAACUUGACUCAGCUUGGUUUGUUCAAUACUAACUUGUCAGGACAAAUACCUUCGUCUGUUGGAAACCUCACAAAGUUGGCUAUCCUUGAGGCAUAUCAUGCAAAUCUAGAGGGACCAAUUCCACCGAGUAUAGGGAAGUCGAAGAGUAUAAUUUACCUUGAUUUGUCAAUGAACCGCCUGUCCGGUUCGAUUCCUAUGGAGAUUUUCAAACCGCCGCUUCUUUCUUUCGUUUACUUAGACUUGUCAUACAAUUCACUAUCAGGACCUCUCCCCUCUCAAGUUGGUAGCUUAGUGAACCUUAACACACUGGUUCUAUCAGGAAACCAAUUAUCUGGCAAGAUACCUGAAAGUAUUGGGGAGUGCAUCGUGCUGCAAGAACUUUGGUUGGACAAUAACUUAUUUAACGGAAGCAUACCUCAAUAUCUAAACAAGGGUCUAACUACACUCAACCUGUCAGUGAAUAAGUUGUCUGGUACUAUUCCAGAUGCCAUUGGAAGUAUCAGUGCCUUGGAGCAAUUGUGUUUGGCAUACAACAAUUUUUCAGGACCAAUUCCUGCAGUUCUACAGAACUUGACAUCAUUGUCAAACUUGGAUCUGUCCUUCAAUGAUCUGCAAGGGGAAGUGCCAGAGGAAGGGAUUUUCAGAAAUCUGGUUAACCUGUCGAUCAUCGGAAAUAACAAGCUUUGUGGGGGAGUACCCCAGCUUCAUUUAGUUCCAUGCAAGACAGAUUCUGUGAAAAAGAACAUAAGAGGGAAAUUGAAGUAUCUUAAAAUAGCACUACCAGCAACCUUUGCACUCUUAUUAUUAGCUAUUGUCAUUGCACUCUUGAUCUACAGGAAGCAAAGAAGAAAGCAGAAGGGUGCACUCGAACCAUCAAUGGUUGAGGAACAGUACGAAAGAGUUUCUUAUCAUGCUUUAUCAAACGGAACCAAUGGAUUCUCAGAAGCCAAUUUGCUUGGUAAGGGAAGCUUUGGGACAGUGUAUAAAUGUGUUUUUCAAGCUGAGGGAACUGUUGUAGCUGUAAAGGUUUUUGACCUUGAACAAUCCGGUUCUACUAGAAGUUUUGUAGCUGAAUGUGAGGCACUAAGAAGGGUGCGCCACCGCUGCCUCAUGAAGAUCAUCACAUGCUGCUCAAGCAUCAAUGAACAAGAAGACAUGAGUGCCCGAGUUGGAGAUUUUGGCAUAUCUAGAAUCAUUUCAGAAAGUGAAAGUAUGAUUCUGCAAAAUUCCAAUAGCACAAUUGGCAUAAGAGGCUCCAUUGGCUAUGUCGCUCCUGAGUAUGGUGAAGGUUCUUCCAUCACAACUUUUGGCGAUGUUUAUAGCCUUGGCAUAUUGCUGCUCGAGAUUUUCACAGGGAGGAGCCCAACAGAUGAUAUGUUUAGAGGUUCAAUGGAUCUACAUAAGUUUUCAGAGGAUGCUCUUCUAGAUAAAAUUUGGGAGAUAGCCGAUACGACAAUGUGGCUGCACACUGGCACCUAUGACAGCAAUACAAGAAACAUAAUUGAGAAAUGUUUGGUUCAUGUCAUUUCUCUUGGGGUAUCCUGCUCAAGAAAACAACCUAGAGAGAGGACACUGAUACAAGAUGCGGUCAAUGAGAUGCAUGCUAUCAGAGAUUCAUACCUCAAGUUUGCCAGAACUCUUGUGGUGCAGGAUGGAGUAGGAACGAUUUUUCUGUAA
Miscanthus lutarioriparius is the source of this 2796-nucleotide messenger RNA. The record is from the annotation of a GenBank genome assembly. NCBI's taxonomy places the organism in Eukaryota, Viridiplantae, Streptophyta, Magnoliopsida, Poales, Poaceae.